This is a messenger RNA of Enterobius vermicularis (human pinworm), 450 nucleotides long. NCBI's taxonomy places the organism in Eukaryota, Metazoa, Nematoda, Chromadorea, Rhabditida, Oxyuridae. The record is from the annotation of a GenBank genome assembly.
AUGCGAACCUCAAAAGUUAGCGGACUUCAGUGGCUUUAUUUGCAAUAUAUUCUUGUAACUGGUCUGUAUAUGGUUGAACCGUGGGAGAGGGCAAUAUUCAACUGUUUCUUCAUUGGAUUUAUUGGGAUUCUUUUUUACAUUGUCUGCUCUUUCAUUUUUGUUAUUUUGUUUCAGGCUGGAGGUAAAGUUAAAAUACUUCUGAAAGCAGUCGGUGGAGCACCCAUUAUGAAGCAGAAGUGUUUUUCUGUUAAUGAGUCUACCACUGUUGCGGAGUUGACAGCAAACAUAAGAAAAAUUUUAAAGUUAGGAUCGAAUGACAGCCUCUUUCUGUAUGUAAAUCAGUGUUUUGCCCCAUCGCCAGACCAGACGCUUUUGAACUUACGCAACUGCUUUGCUGCAGGUAUAUCGGAACUGGUGCUACACUACAGUUUAACAAGUGCGUGGGGCUAA